Molecule: messenger RNA, 2302 nt
Organism: Rana temporaria (common frog)
Lineage: Eukaryota; Metazoa; Chordata; Amphibia; Anura; Ranidae
Product: 2-epi-5-epi-valiolone synthase-like
Exons: 5
Coding region: 151-1539 (462 amino acids)
Biological process (GO): antibiotic biosynthetic process
Molecular function (GO): 3-dehydroquinate synthase activity
Source: RefSeq, a predicted model, not a curated record
GCGAGUUGUAUAAACUAUGGACAGGUGAGGGAUUCGCCGAAGGCCCCUCCCUUUCAAAAACCACUAUAAGAUUCUACAAAUCCUCAGGCUGGAACCAGAAGCAUUGCAAAGCUUUUUUCUUACAAAUCCAGCAAAGUUCCAUUAACAGACAUGCCAGCGGGUGAUCUCUUCACAGUCACAGCAGUCCGAGGGGGCACCAAGCCGGAGGCAGGGGAAUGCAGGAGCAAGCAGAAGGAGUACCAACUAGUACAGGUGAAGAAUACUUGGUGCCGCGUUGAAUGCGGUCAAGAAAUGCCCACAACUUGGGAGGAAGAUCAAGUUAUUGUCUCCCAGGCUAAAAUAGCUGAACAGGUAACCGAGUACGGUGUCUCCUGGACUGUGAAAGCUCCAAUUUAUUUCUGUUACAAAGUGAUAGAAACUCAACAUCUUCUAAAUCCAACAAACAUGACCCUCCUCUAUGGCCACGUGUCAGACCCUCAAGAACUAGAUGACUACCAGAAGAAAACGCAAAAGCGCUUCGUUGUGAUGGACGCAACCGUGGAACAACUUUACGGUUCAAAGCUCAGGAAAUACUUUGAAGCCCACAAUGUUGUUUACAAGAUCCUUACCCUCGAGACCACCGAAGAAACCAAGUCGAUGGACCUCGUCCUGCAUAUCUUGGAAGAAGUCCACAAGUUUGGCCUUGACAGACGCACUGAACCAAUCAUUGCCAUUGGAGGAGGGGUAUGCUUGGACUCCGUGGGUCUGGCAGCUUCACUUUACAGGCGCCGUACCCCCUACAUCCGAGUACCCACAACCCUUCUGUCCUAUGUCGAUGCCAGCGUGGGGGCUAAAAACGGAGUCAACUUCUGCAACUGUAAGAACAAGUUAGGGACCUACACCCCACCAAUUGCCACAUUGCUCGACAGGUCCUUUAUCCGGACCAUUCCACGUCGCCAAAUUUCUAAUGGCCUUGGAGAAAUUUUAAAGAUGGCUCUAAUGAAGCACAAGGGGCUAUUUGAACUGCUGGAGAAGCACGGCAAAUACCUUUUAGAUACCAAGUUCCAGUCCAGGAAUGGCCUUGUCUGCCAUGGUGAUGCUGCCCUAACAACCACAAGACUGGCCAUCCAGACUAUGCUGGAAGAACUCGCUCCAAACCUGUGGGAAGAUGACCUGGACCGAUUGGUGGACUAUGGACAUGUCAUAAGCCCGGAGUUAGAAAUGAAAGUGCUGCCAUCUCUCAUGCAUGGGGAGGCGGUAAACAUUGACAUGGCGUUUAUGACUUAUGUAUCGCAUGAAAUUGGGUUGAUCACAUCGGAGGAGAAGAAUCGCACAGUGCAGUGUAUGAGGAAGCUGGAGCUGCCGGUCUGGCACAGCGACUGCUCUCUCCAGCUUAUAACGAAAGCCUUGGCUGAGAGAUUCAAGCACAGCGGGGGAAAACUCCGCCUUCCACUACCCACUGGGUUGGGAAUCGCAGAAAUUUUCAACGAUGUGAAAGAAGAAAUAAUUAAGAGCGCAUUUGCAUCUUGGCAAGAAGAACUUGGAGAGUUGUCAACAUAAGCGAAGAACUUCCUAAUUGUCAUCCUUCGUGGAGGUUGAGCCAGAGAUCCCAACAUUUGUGAUAGAACUCAUUAGAGAAGAAGUUCACAUUGUCUUUCUUAGUUUAAGAAUCCAGGUGAAUGAAAUCUGCUGUUCAUAUGUGUGGUAGUUUGCUGGACUUUGGGAUCUCAGAUUAUUAGGAAAAUCGAAUCUCUCUGGAUAAUGCUUGAAAAUAUCUUCAAGGGAUUUCAACAAAUCGCUGGUUUAUGAAAGCGUGUCCAGAGGUAAAACAUGCUGUAAAAAGUGCAUGAACCUAUCGCAACCAAUCAGAUUCCAGCUGACUGAAGUCAAAAAAAGUGGAAGAUAAAUUGUGAUUGGCUGCUAUGGGCAACUGUCCCUUGCAUGCUGCUAUUUGCUUAGUAGGCAUAGGAGUGUAUUGGGUCAUUUGGCUCAGGGCACCUUAUCUAUGGUGUGAGUUAGGGAACGGAGAUCGGUUUGGUUGUUAUGUGUGGGGUAUUAUUAUUUUAUAUAAUUCUGUUAUAUCAGCUCCAGUGCGGGCAUUGGAGACUUUGGGCAGAGGGCCGAGAUGGCUCUAGAGCAGGGGUCUCCAAACUUUCUAAACAAAGGGCCAGUUUACUGUCCAUCAGACUUUGAGUGGACCGGACUGUGGCUAGUAAGAGUAGAAAAUGCCUGACAUCAAUGGGAGUAAAUAGUGCCCCACCAUUGGCAUCAUUGGGAGGAAUAGUGCCCCAUCAUUGGUGUCAGUGGGAGAAAUAGUACACCA